GAAUGAUUGAUUUUCAUAGCUCGAACAAAAAUGCGUCUUAUAAACACAUCAUCACUAUGUCUCGAGGAAUUCUACGAUGGCCAUAUUCCAGCAUACGCAAUUCUUUCACACCGAUGGGGCAAGAAGGAGGUGACCUUUCAUGACAUGCAAGCUGGUAAUUGCAUGGAUAUAGAAGGAUUCGCGAAGAUCAAAGGAUGUUGUAAGCAGGCCGGACUAGAUGGUUGGACGUAUGUUUGGAUUGAUACUUGUUGCAUCGAUAAAGCGAGCAGUGCAGAGCUUUCAGAGGCUAUCAACUCUAUGUUUCAAUGGUACCAGAAAGCAGAAAUUUGCUAUGCAUAUUUGAGCGAUGUUGAAAAUCGUCCUGAUUCCUCAAAACCGGUAGAACUAGAAUCUAGUGAUUGGUUCAAAAGGGGGUGGACGCUACAAGAACUACUUGCUCCGAAAAAACUGGCUUUCUUCGACCGAAACUGGGAUCUAAUCGGUAGCAAGGAACACCUUCAAGAUGACCUUCGAAAAAUCACUGGAAUUUUGGACAUGGACAACUGGAGACGCGCUUCGAUUGCCCAAAAGAUGUCCUGGGCUUCUCGAAGAUCGACAACCAGGGUUGAGGAUCAGGCUUAUAGUCUUCUGGGUCUAUUCGAUGUCAACAUGGCUCCAUUAUAUGGAGAAGGCAAGAAAGCCUUCAUGAGACUUCAACUUGAGAUAUUGGCUGUAUCUGAUGAUGAAUCAAUAUUCGCAUGGAGAGAUCCGAGCGAAACAGGAGGGGGGUUACUAGCUCAUUCUCCAGAAGCGUUUCGCGACUCCGCUGAGAUCGUCUCCAAACCAUUUGACACGAUACAAAAAUGGAAUCCAAAUUCAACGAGAAGGCCACACCUAAUGACGAAUAAGGGCUUACAAUUAGAGUUACCACUUGCAACGCCUUUCACAGAUUGUUCUUGUGGUUAUGUCAGGCAUCUCGCACACGAAUCUUCCGCCUACCCAUCAGAUACCAAGCUUGCCCCUCUACAAUGUUGCUAUGAGGGGAAUACGAAAUCAGGUAACCCACACGUAUUAGCCGUAUAUCUCAUUCGCAAUCGUGGUAAUGAAUUCUCGAGAAUUGAUCCUGAGUCCAUCGAAACAAUUGACAUUCGUCAACUCGACAGAAGUCCACUCUCGCGUUUGAAAACUGAAAAAAGUCCGUGCCUAGACAAAUUUCCAGAAUCGAGGAUACAAGAAUAUAUGGAAAGUAUUUUUGUCAGGCAGCAUCAACCUAUCGAUGGCGUUCUUGACCCUUAUGAAGUUUUUGUGGAGACCAAGGCAUUUGCAGAAUUAGGCUUCACUAUGAUAACCGAAUGGCUAUCUAAUACUCGACAGACCAAAACAAUAAAAAUUAAGGAUGGAAUACGAGUGCAAACCAAUCAAUUACAGCCAAAUGGUAUGACGGCCAUAAUAACUUUCACUCAGGGUGGUAGUAUUGAAAGAGGCUACUUGGGAAUCUACGCGUUUGUUCUCAAUAUUACGAUUACUUCACGCGGACCUCUCGUUAGUUUGAUGGAAGUACCAGUGCAUCAAAAGCAAAGGAUAAUUGAGUAUGAGCAGGAGAGUUUCAAUGACGGGAGAUCACCACAUGCAGAAUCUUUGCUUGAACGACAUCAUGCAGGGGACUUGAUUGCCCCAAUACUGACUAAGGCUAAAGACAUUCCUCCUUGGCUGAAGUAUCGAGUCCUCUUUGCAUUCAAGGAAAGGGCUUUACAGACUCAUGUUAGUAAUGGAUAUAGCCUAAAAGACCUCUUCAGUGGGUUCUUGGCAGCAUUCUAAUGUAAAAAUUAAACAAUAUGUUAUCAUGCCAAACUUUAGAAUGAAUUCAAAUUAUAUUCGAUGCUUGGGGAUCA
Molecule: messenger RNA, 1871 nt
Organism: Botrytis cinerea B05.10
Lineage: Eukaryota; Fungi; Ascomycota; Leotiomycetes; Helotiales; Sclerotiniaceae
Exons: 1
Coding region: 31-1797 (588 amino acids)
Source: RefSeq, a predicted model, not a curated record